Molecule: messenger RNA, 529 nt
Organism: Daucus carota subsp. sativus
Lineage: Eukaryota; Viridiplantae; Streptophyta; Magnoliopsida; Apiales; Apiaceae
Product: beta-amyrin 6-beta-monooxygenase
Exons: 2
Biological process (GO): sterol metabolic process
Molecular function (GO): iron ion binding; oxidoreductase activity, acting on paired donors, with incorporation or reduction of molecular oxygen; monooxygenase activity
Source: RefSeq, a predicted model, not a curated record
AUGAAAUACUCAUGAAAUGUGGCGUGCGAAUCUUUAAGGCUGGCACCGCCUGGCCAAGGUGCCUUCAGAGAGGCUGUCACUGAUUUUACGUUUGCUGGUUUUACCAUUCCCAAAGGAUGGAAGACAUUUUGGAUGGUGCAUACAACACACAAGAAUCCAAAGUACUUUGCGGAUCCAGAAACAUUUGACCCUUCAAGAUUUCAAGGGAGCGGACCUGCUCCAUACACUUUUGUACCUUUCGGGGGAGGACCUAGAAUGUGUCCUGGCAAAGAGUAUGCUCGACUUGAAAUACUAGUGUUUAUGUACAACGUUGUAACCAGAUUCAAAUUGGAGAAACUGAAUCCCCAAGAAAAGAUAGUCUUCCAUGCCUCCACUGUCCCGAUGGAAGGUCUGCCAAUUCGCCUCAUUCCUCACCAAACAUAACUAGCCCUAUACUUGGACAAACUUAUUAUGUAGUGGUUCCCUGUAAUUUGAUAUUUGUAUUUAUUUUACGACUCAGGUUCUCAUGCAGAUUGAGUUCUGAUCUCUG